This is a messenger RNA of Melanotaenia boesemani (Boeseman's rainbowfish), 1861 nucleotides long. It is a transcript of the gene alg11, whose product is annotated as ALG11 alpha-1,2-mannosyltransferase. The transcript is spliced from 5 exons. Gene Ontology annotation, cellular component: endoplasmic reticulum membrane. The record is from RefSeq and is a predicted model, not a curated record. The coding region runs from base 63 to 1535 and encodes 490 amino acids. Gene Ontology annotation, biological process: protein N-linked glycosylation. Gene Ontology annotation, molecular function: GDP-Man:Man(3)GlcNAc(2)-PP-Dol alpha-1,2-mannosyltransferase activity. Lineage: Eukaryota; Metazoa; Chordata; Actinopteri; Atheriniformes; Melanotaeniidae.
UGCUGUCUGAGAGAUGACUAGAUGAAGAGGUUGUGAUGUGUUGAUGCUUCUCUGUUGGCAAGAUGUCGGCCCACGAUCAGUUGGUGCUGUGUUUAUGUGAAUUAACCAGGUUGCUGUGGUUGUUGUUAUUACCGCUGGGGUUUCUCUGCGUGUUGCUGAUUGCUGUCCUGGUCCUUCUGGUUCUGGCAGUACGUUUCUGGCUGCAGAGCAUCAGGAAUGCCCGGCGGGCAAGGGAUGGUCAUCCCACUGUGGCCUUUUUCCAUCCUUACUGCAAUGCUGGUGGAGGAGGAGAGAGGGUGCUUUGGUGUGCCAUCAGGGCACUACAGAACAGGUAUGCAGACAUCAACUUUGUGGUGUACACAGGGGACCUUGGCGUGACGGGUCAGCAGAUUCUGGAGGGAGCCAGACGUCGGUUUAACAUUGUGUUGCCCCGGCCGGUUCAGUUUGUGUUCCUGAGGCACCGGGUACUUGUGGAGCCCAACCUGUUUCCACACUUCACCCUGCUGGGACAGAGUGUGGGUUCCAUCAUCCUGGGAUGGGAGGCGUUGACAGAGUUUGUUCCUGACCUUUACAUUGACUCCAUGGGGUAUGCUUUCACCUUGCCCCUGUUUCGCUACCUGGGAGGCUGCAGUGUGGGAAGCUACGUUCAUUAUCCCACCAUCAGCACAGACAUGCUCUCUGUAGUGAGGGAGAGGAACCCCAGGUUCAACAACCCAGACUUCAUCUCUAACAGUCUCUUCCUGAGUGCUUUUAAGGUCGUCUACUACUGCCUUUUUGCCCUGCUUUACGGCAUGGCUGGCUCCUGCAGCGACCUCAUCAUGGUCAACUCCUCCUGGACCCUCAAUCAUAUCCUCUCACUGUGGCGCUCGCCUAACCGCACCAGUGUGGUUUACCCGCCCUGCGAUGUAAGUGCCUUCUUGGACAUCCCGCUGGAAGAAGACGGGGACAAGAAGUGCCACUCGAUUGUUUCCAUUGGGCAGUUCCGGCCAGAGAAGGACCACCGGCUCCAGAUUAGAGCCUUCAAGAAGGUGUUGGAUAGGAGGAGGGAGGGGUUGAAGCUGGUUCUGAUUGGUGGUUGCAGAAACCAAGAAGAUGAGGAUAGGGUGCUGAUGUUGAGGGGGUUGUGCCAGGAGUUGGGUGUGGGAGAAAAGGUGGAGUUUAAGUUAAACGUACCUUUUGAUGAACUGAAGAGAGAGAUGGGAGAAGCCACCAUCGGACUCCAUACCAUGUGGAAUGAACACUUCGGAAUAGGUGUUGUGGAGUGUAUGGCAGCAGGGAAGGUAAUACUGGCCCACAAGUCUGGAGGUCCCAAACUGGACAUUGUCAUACCUUUUGAGGGAGGUCAGACUGGAUUCCUGGCUGACGAUGAGGACAGUUACGCUGCGGCCAUCGAGCACAUCCUAUCCCUGUCCCCGGCCAGCCGGUUACAGAUUAGACGCAAUGCUCGCCAGUCAGUGGCGCGCUUUUCUGAUCAAGAAUUUGAAGCCUGCUUCCUGGCCGCCAUGGAGCCUCUGAUGGGAACACUUGAGCGAUGAGAGAAGCUACUUUUAUGUGUUGCUAAUGUGAUAUGUGACACUUCCAGGACUGAUGAGAGAACAUUAGCCUAUGGUCAUGACAAGGCUCUGGAGUUAAUGCAGCUGUGGUAUUGUGUGUAGAGUUUAAAUUUUUUUAGGAUGCAUUCCUUUGUCAAUAGUGAAAGUUUUGUUCAAAUAAUGUGUAUUCAAUGGGGAACAAACAAGCCUUUGUUUAAUAUAGUUCUAAAUAUACUGUAAAAAGGGGACUAAAGAUGCUAAAAUUCUCUAUUUGCCCAAACUGUGAAGUAUUUUUGAUAAUGAGAAUGUAAUAAAAAAUACAAGAAGCA